AUAAAUUCGAUUAAUAAAUAACGCCAAGAGAGAGAGAGAUUUGUCAUUUGAGACCUCGAGAUUUUCUCUCUCUUGCCUACUGUGUUGAAAGUGAAGCCCGAUAUAGAGAGAGAGAGAGAGUGUGUCGUUGACGAAGGAAGAUGAAGGAAGAGGAUGUGAGUUCGCAGAACGUAAACCCUAGGAGCAAUCGGAACAGUGUAGCCUCGGCUUCUGCUUCCGCAUCGGCUACUCCAGUUGAUAGAUUCCGACGACGAGCUAGAUCGCCUUCUCCCCCUCAAACUGCUGCUGCGAGCUCUGUAGGGGCAUCAUCUCCUGCUGUUCUGGUAAACGCUGGCAGUGUGGACUGGACAGGUCACGGGCUGGGAUCAUCGGGGCGUUCAUGUAGACCGUGGGAUAGAGGAGAUUUGCUAAGACGCCUUGCCACUUUCAAACCUUCAAAUUGGCUUGGGAAGCCCAAAACAGCUAGUUCUGUGGCUUGUGCUCAGAAAGGCUGGGUAAGUGUUGACCUGGACAAAAUUCAAUGCGAGUACUGUGGAUCCAGUCUACAUUACUCUCCUCCACAAAAUUCGUUGAAUCAUCCCGAAGCUGAUAGCAUCAGAGAGGAAUUCUCCAAGCAGCUUGAUGAAGCACAUGAGAGUUCUUGUCCUUGGGUAGGAAAUUGCUGUCCAGAAAGCUUAGUUCAGUUUCCUCCAACUCCUCCAUCAGCCUUGAUUGGAGGUUACAAGGAUCGUUGUGAUGGGCUCCUACAGUUCUAUUCUCUACCCAUUGUUUCGGCAUCUGCAAUUGACCAGAUGCGUGAUUCAAGACGACCACAAAUUGACCGCCUUUUGGCACAGCCUCAAGUCUAUGCCAAUGAUGAUCCAAGUUUCAGAAUGGAUAAUGUCUCAGCUGCAGAAACGUCCAAAGAAGAGGCUCUCAGUAAUUACUCUCGCGCUCAGAAGCUGAUAAGCCUAUGUGGAUGGGAGCCUAGAUGGCUUCCAAACAUCCAAGAUUGUGAAGAACAUUCUGCCCAAUCAGCUAGAAAUGGGUGCCCUUCAGGCCCAGCUAGAAAUCAAAGUCGUCUACAAGACCCUGGUCCAAGCAGGAAACAGUUCUCGGCUUCAUCCCGAAAAGCCUCCGGAAAUUGUGAAGUUUUGGGUCCAGAAUAUAAAUCAGAAUCCAGGUCACCUUUGCUGGAUUGUAGUUUAUGCGGUGUAACCGUCAGAAUUUGGGAUUUCAUGACCACUUCUCGGCCGGUUCCGUUUGCGCCUAUUAAUGCUAAUCUACCUGAAACAAGCAAGAAAAUGGGAGUGACACGUGGUACUAGUGCAACAAGUGGAAUCAAUGGAUGGUUUGCUAAUGAAGAUGUUGACGAGGCUGAAACAUCGGUUAAGAGAAAAUUAGUAUCAAAUGCAGGUAUAAGCUUCUAUCAAACUGCAGCUGGUGCAUCAUCCUCUGCACAGCUGAACAUGUCUGUGACGCGUGAUAAUUACCAAUUUAGUGAUAGAGGAAAGGAAGUUCUGCGAAGGCAGCCUUCAGGAAGUGAGGUUGGUGAUCGUGCUGCUUCAUACGAAUCACGAGGGCCUAGUACUCGUAAACGGAGCCUGGAUGAUGGCGGAAGCACGGCUGAUAGGCCUUAUCUACGGAUACAACGUGCAGACAGUGUUGAAGGGACUGUUGUUGACCGUGAUGGGGAUGAGGUUAAUGACGAUUCAGCAGGGCCUUCAAAGCGUACCCGAGGCUCUGAAGUGCAUGAAACUUAUAUUCCCUUCUAUGGGCGAGAUUUAUCAGUGGGUGGGCCAAGCCACUCAUUGGAUGCUGAAAACGAGAGGGAAGUCAAUAGAAGUGACCCGUUUAGUGAAGGAAAUGAACAAGCUAUGGCUUUCCCAGGUGCCAGAGACUCCGCACGUGUUUCCUCUGUCAUUGCAAUGGAUACAAUGUGCAACAGUGCCAAUGAUGAUUCUAUGGAAAGUGUGGAAAACCAUCCAGCGGAUUUUGAUGACGUAAACUAUCCCUCUGUGGCGACAGCUCAAAGUGCCGACUUCAACGAUCCUUCGGAACUGAAUUUCAGCAAUCAAGCUCAGCAGAGUGCAUGCUUCCAACCAGCUCCUGUUCGGUCUAAUGCUGAACCAGGCAUUAGCAGCAUAAAUAACGGUGAGGAAGUACUGAACACAGAGACUAUCACAGCUCAGGGAAGAGAUGGACCGAGUUUAGGCGUCAGUGGGGGUAGUGUCGGAAUGGGUGCAAGUCACGAGGCAGAGAUCCACGGAGCUGACGUUUCGGUCCAUAGGGGAGAUAGCGUUGUUGGAGACAUGGAAGCAGUUGCGGAAGUCAUAGAGAAUCUGGGACAGAGCGGUGAAUUUGCACCAGACCAAGGCGUUACUGAUGACUUUGUUCCUGAAGAAAUGGAUCGAGAAGGCAGGCUCGGGGAUAGUCAAGAUAGGGUGUCUCAAUCCGUUACAAGGGCUGACAGUGGCUCUAAGAUUGUUGAUUCAUUGAAGGCUGAAUCUGUUGAAAGCGGCGAAAAGAUGAGCAACAUAAAUGUGUUGAUGAACGAAGAUAGCGUUCACCCAUCACUGUCUUGCAAUGCGAUCGUGUGUUCUGGUUAUGAAGCAUCUAAAGAAGAAGUGACCCAGACUUGGAACGAGUCUCCGCUCAACGCUGGCUUUGCACUCCCCGGAUCAAGUUACACUGCUAAUGGACAAGGGCCUCCGAACGGAGAUAGCAAUGAUGAAAUUGUGGAGUUUGAUCCAAUAAAGUAUCACAACUGUUACUGCCCUUGGGUAAAUGAAAAUGUGGCUGCUGCUGGAUGUAGCAGCAACAGCUCGAGCUCUUCAAGUUUCGCUGAGGCCGUGUGUGGAUGGCAACUAACUCUGGAUGCCCUUGAUUCGUUCCAGUCACUGGAAGAUGCUCAAAUCCAGCCAAUGGAAUCAGAAUCGGCUGCAUCUCUGUGCAAGGAUGAUCACCGAACUCCUUCUCAGAAGCUCUUGAAACGCCACUCUUUUAUGAGCAGCCAUGGCAAAAAGUAGGAAACUUACUUGCGAAACAAACAAAAACAAGGUACAAUUGCAAAAUUUUAUUGAUUUCAGACAGAAAUCGAUCUUCUAUAUAUAUAUAACCAGUAUGAUACUGGUUAGGUUCUUUAAGCUUGAGUUUGUCUCUAGCAGUACAAAUAAAGAAGUUUACAUUAUCUCUCGUAUCUAGAAAUUUCGUGUUUUCCUUUAAACUCAAAAGUAAAAGUUUGUCUAGUAAGUAAAGUUAAAGAAAGACACAUAAACAGAGGUGAGAGUGCGAAUGUCUGAAUCUAAUCCAAUAAUCUUAUAUUGAGUUCUUAAUUCUAAAUAUGUUAAUCCCUGCU
Molecule: messenger RNA, 3337 nt
Organism: Thlaspi arvense
Lineage: Eukaryota; Viridiplantae; Streptophyta; Magnoliopsida; Brassicales; Brassicaceae
Source: the annotation of a GenBank genome assembly